AGAAAGCUUGAGAGAGAGAGAGAGAGAGAGAGAGGGAGAUGGAGGUCGACGAACACGUCUUCUUAGAGGAGUUAAUGGCUCUACGAAGAGAUCCAAAUUGGGAAGCCAUUCCAAACGAAAUCACCGAUCUCUGCUCAAAUGCUUGGCCAUUCGAUUAUUGUUUCGAUCAGACCACUCUUAAUUUCCCCCCAAAUUCUUCCUCACAACCUCUCUCCACUCACAAUCUCCACGAAUUUUACAAUCCUUUACCAAAUGAGUUCUCAGUACCACAAAUUCCUGAUUCCGCCUUUACGACCAUGGAAGUAGCCGCAGCGCCUCUGCCAUUUCAGCCAGAGCAUCCGAAUGUAGAACGAGAAGAGGAGGAGGAGGAGGAGCAAUUAGGUUUUCUAGCGGAUGAGAUUCAGAAUAUGGAAACAGUUCAAGUUGAAUCGAGUUGUAAAAUGGAGCCGAAUCAAUCUCCGGAAGAACUUCAGGUUUUCAACAUCGGAACAUGCUCCUCCUCCUCCUCCUCCUUGGAACGAAAGAACAGAGCGAAGAAAUUGCAAGGGCAACCGUCGAAGAAUCUGAUGGCGGAGAGAAGGAGAAGGAAGCGGUUGAACGAUCGACUGUCAAUGCUCAGAUCUAUCGUUCCGAAGAUCAGUAAGAUGGAUAGAACGGCGAUUCUGGCAGAUGCGAUUGAGUACAUGAAAGAAUUGCUGGAGAAGAUCGGGAAUCUUCAAAGUGAAGUGGAAGGAUCAAAUUUGAGGAUGAAUUCGUUGAAGAACACAAAACCGAGUGAAUUCGUAGUGAGAAAUUCACCAAAAUUUGAAGUGGAAAGCAGAAAUGGAGAGACGAGAAUCGAGAUUUGUUGUGGAGGAAAACCAGGAUUGGUAUUAUCAACGGUGAAUACGAUUGAAGCAUUGGGGCUCGAGAUUCAACAAUGUGUUAUUAGCUGCUUCAAUGACUUCGCAUUGCAAGCCACCUGCUCUUCUCAGGAAUUGAAGCAGAGAAGAGAAGUGAAGGCAGAAGAAUUGAAGGAAGCUUUAUUUAGGAAUGCAGGUUAUGGAGGAAGCUGCUUGUAGAUUUUUCUUUUUUCUUUUUUCUUUUU
Molecule: messenger RNA, 1087 nt
Organism: Cucumis melo (muskmelon)
Lineage: Eukaryota; Viridiplantae; Streptophyta; Magnoliopsida; Cucurbitales; Cucurbitaceae
Product: transcription factor bHLH93-like
Exons: 4
Coding region: 39-1061 (340 amino acids)
Biological process (GO): regulation of DNA-templated transcription
Cellular component (GO): nucleus
Molecular function (GO): protein dimerization activity; sequence-specific DNA binding; DNA-binding transcription factor activity
Source: RefSeq, a predicted model, not a curated record